AUGGCCCCGUCAUUCCUUACCGUCAGCGCGGCCGUUCUGGCCGCCGCUUCGGCCGCCUCGGCCCGCUCAUUCCACUCGUCCCACUCAUCCCACUCGUCCCACUCGUCCCACUCGUCCUACUCCCCCUCUUCUUCCCAGUCGCCGUACCAGGUCGACGAUGUCUACGACCACACUAACUUCUUCGACAAGUGGAACUUCUACGUGAGCAACUACUCGACGGGAAAUCCGUUCGAUGUCGACCCUACCCAUGGGUUCGUUAACUAUCGCAACCGGACGGAUGCCGAGGAUCUUGGCCUGAUCAAGACAGAGCACGACGGUAUGCGGCUGGGAGUCAACGCCAAGGACAAGUUCAAGCUGGGCAAGGGCCGUGACAGUGUGCGCCUGGAGAGCAAGCAGCUGUACACCCACGGUCUCUUCAUUGCCGACUUCACGCACUUCCCAAAGCCCGUGUGCGGAUCUUGGCCCGCUUACUGGAUGUUCGGCGACCCGUUACCCACCGUCGGCAAGUUCGACAUCUAUGAGGGUUGGAACACGGCGUCCGAGAACACUAUCUCUCUGCACACCGACAAGGCCUCGACGGUGGGCUCGUGCAAGCUGCUACAGAACAACGACUUCAAGGUGAAGACGGAGAACUGCGACAACCACUUCCAGAACCCGCCUUCGCAGCACCGGGGUCAGGGCUGCGGUGCCAAGGACAAGGGUGGUCUCUGGGGCAACCCCUCCGGCGGCGUCUACGCCAUGGAGUGGAGCUCGGACAACAUCACCGUCUGGCAGUGGUCGCACCACAGCGUCCCGUCCGACGUGCGGGAUGGAAACCCCAACCCCCGUCUUUGGGGCCGCCCGGCCUUCCUCCUCAGCGGUGACAGCUGCGACAUCGACCGCGUGAUCAGCAAGCAGAAGCUGGUGCUCAACAUCGACCUCUGCGGCGACGUGGCCGGCAACCAGGGCAUCUGGGACGGCCAGGGCUGCGGCGCCAAGGCCCAGACGUGCGUCGACUAUGUCGGCGACAAUCCGGAGGCCUUUGAGGAUGUCUUCUGGAAGGUCAAGAGCAUCAAGAUCUACAAGCACCAGGGAUCCCAGUCUUCCACCACGAUCACGUCGGCCACCACCACUGCCGCAACGACCGCGACUGACACGACUAGCACCACCGAGUCCUCGUCUACUGAGACCAGCACGUCGUGGACCAGCACUGCCGAGUCUUCGUCGACCGACACCGUCAGCAUCACCAGCACCGCUGAGUCUUCGGCGACCGAGUCGAGCACAUGGUCGACUAGCACCGCUGAGUCCACGUCCACCGAGAUUAGCACGUCGUCGGCCAGCGCUGCCGAGGCCAUCAUGAGCACCGAGACGACCAGCACCGCUGAGCCCGCGAGCACCGAGGUCAGCACUGCCGAGUCGUCGACCGGGACAAGCUCAUGGUCUGCCAGCAGCGCUGAGCCUUCGACCACCGAGCUCAGCACGUCUACCAGUGCUACCGAGUUGUCGACUGAGACAAGCACCUGGUCGACCGGCACCGCUGAGCCUUCGACAACGGAGGCUAGCAGCGCCACCGAGACGCUCAGCGCCACCGGGUCGUCGACCGGGACAAGCUCAUGGUCUGCCAGCAGCACUGAGCCUUCGACCACCGAGAUCAGCAUGUCUACCAGUGUUGUCGAGUCGUCGACCGGGACAAGCACCUGGUCGACCGGCGCCGCUGAAUCCUCGAUCACGGAGGCUGGCAUCUCCGCCAGCGCCACUGGGACGUCGACCGAGACAAGCUCGUGGUCGAUCAGCACCGCUGGGCCCUCUACCGCCAAGACUAGCAGCGCUAUCGAGUCGUCAAUAGAGACUAGCGCAGCCUCGACCGUUAUCUCCAGCUCGGCGAUCGAUGCUAUCUUGACCGACGUGACCUCCUCAUGGACCAACACCUGGAUCAACCCCUCGAUGACGGCGACCGCCGCUGCUACCUUCACGGAUUCCUCUUCCACUGAGAUGAGCACCUCCACCAAAGUCUCGUCUACUGAAGCUGGCGCUUCCACUGACGCCUCGUCAAAUGAGGUUAGCACGUCUACCGCCGCUUCCGCAUCGUCUACCGAAGUCAGCACCUCGACCGAUACUUCUUCCACUGAAGUGACCACAUCCACUGAUGCCGUCUCAUCCUCAUCGUGGACCAACACCUCGGUGAACCCUUCGACCACGGCAAUCAGCACUGAUGCCGCCACGACUUCGGACUCGUCGGCGACCGAGACGAGCACUGCUAGCGACCUGGCAUCGUCGUCCACCAGCACCUGGGCUAACCUUUCGGCGACCGCAGCCAGCACUGAUGCUGCUGCGACUGACGUCUCUUCCGCCUUCGCUGAUGCCACUUCAACAAUGACCACUGCUGAUGCCACCGCAACUGACGUCACUACUGGAACCAUGACCUCCACCGAUGCUGCUUCUACUGUUGCCAGCAUCGAUGCUCCUGCAACUGACGUCUCCACGGGAACCACCACGUUUGCUAAUGUUACUUCAACUGCAACCACCGCUGAUACUACCUCGACCGGCGUAUCUACCGGAACCGCCACCUUUACCGAUGUCACUUUUACUGCGGCUAGCACAGAUGCUGCUUCCACUGCAGCUAUCACCAAUGGUGGUUCCACUGCGGCUAGCACGAAUGCUCCUGCUACUGACGCCUCCACGGGAACCAGUAUUUCCAGUAACGUCACUUCAACUGCGAGCACUGCUGAUGCCGCCGCGACCGACAUCACUACUGGAACCAUGACCUCCACCGAUGCUGCCUCUGCUGUCGUUAGCACCAAUGCCACUUCCACUAUUGCCAGCACCAAUGCUCCUGCGACUGGCGUCUCUACGGGGACCACCACGUUUGCUGAUGUCACUUCAACUGUGACCACCGCUGAUACUACCUCGACCCACGUCUUUACCGGAACCGCCACCUUCACCAAUGCCACUUCCACUGCGGCCGGCACCGAUGCUACUUUCACUGCGGCUAGCACUGAUGCUGCUGCUACUGAUGCCUCCACGGGAUCCGGUAUCUCCACUGACGUUACUUCAACUGCGACCACCGCUGAUGCUGCCGCGACCGACAUCACUACUGGAACGAUGACCUCUACGGGUGCUGCUUCCAUUGCCGCCAGCACUGAUGCUACGGGAACCACCACCUCUGUUGAUACCACUUCCACUGUGAUCACCGCUGAUGCCACCCCAACUGGCGUCUCAACUGGAGCCAGCACCUCCACCGACACCAGCACUGACGCCUCAUCUACGGAGCUGAGCACAUCGACCGAGACCAGCACUUGGGAUGCGUCCACGAGCACUGGAGUCUCUACCACGGGCUCGUCGGCUGAAACCAGCACGUCGAGCGAUGACAAGACCGCUGUCGGUCCGACAGGCACUGAUACCACGGGUAUUCCCACAAACAUUGUGUCCAGCUCGACCACCACCCACUCGACCACUUACACGGCCCCCACCUCCACCAGCGCAUCUUCCACUGCUCCCACAUGGACUGGCUCGGUCACGUCCGCCGGCAUCUGGUCCACCGCGGCUCCUUCGUUCAUCGUUAGCACCGUCACUACGACGCGCACCUACACCAUCACCUCGUGCGCCCCCGGUGUCGUCUCGUGCCCCGCCCGCGGCCAGGUGACCAGCACCGUCGAGACCUAUGUCACCACCAGCCCCGUGACAACCACGCCCGCACCCGCGACCACCAUCUCCAAGGCGCCCGAGUCGUCGGUGACGUCGACCAUCACCACUACCCGCACCUACACCAUCACGUCGUGCAAGCCCACUGUCACCAACUGCCCCGUCGGCAGCGUCACCUCCAGGGUCGAGGUCUACACCACCGUCUGCCCGGCGGGCUCGCUGCCGACCCCGUCACCCACUGGUGGCAACGGUGGCAACGGCGGUUGGAUCUGCACCGGCGCCAACUGUGGCGCCAACGGCAGCGGCAACCGCGACGACUGGACCUGCACCGGCCCCAACUGCGGCGCCAACGGUAGCAACAGCGACGGCUGGAAGUGCGACGGUCCCAACUGCGGCUCCACCGGUGGCAGCACCGACGGCUAUAAGUGUGAAGGCCCCGGCUGUCCCAAGGGCAGCACCAGCACCACCCAGUGCAGCGGUUCCAACUGCGGUAGCAGUGGCGUCACCCAAUGCAGCGGCCCCAACUGUGGCAGCAGUGGCGCCCCGCAGUGCAGUGGUCCUAACUGCGGCAGCAGUGGCGUCGCCCAGUGCAGCGGCCCCGGCUGCGGCGGCAGCUGGACCACCGUCGCCGUCCCGCCGCCCUCCAAGCCCACCGGCUCGUCGGCCGAUAGCCCGCCCGCCGCCCCCUGCUCGACCUGCUCGCCGCAGCAGCCCGCUGGCCUGAAGCCCAGCGUCUCCCUCGGCAACGGUACCUCGGCGCCGGCCAAGCCCACGCUGCCCGUUGCUGCCGGCGCGAGCACCCUUGGCGCCGCCUCGGUCACGCUCGGCUUCGUGGUUGCCGGUGCCGUGCUUGCCCUCUUCUAAGAGCUUGAUUCCUUUGUCUCUUUCUUUUGUCCAUAACGUACUAAACUUCUUGCUUGUGUUUAAAUAUCGUGUAGCUAUGUAGCUGGCCGGCGUUGUGAUAUACACCGGCAAGCAAUGUAUCCAAGUUUCAGGGGGUUUCGUGAGGCCAGAUAAUGUCUUGGAUAUACCGGUCGGAAAAAUAGAAAUACAAGCCACCUUAUACCUGAA
Gaeumannomyces tritici R3-111a-1 is the source of this 4692-nucleotide messenger RNA. Its product is annotated as mixed-linked glucanase. The coding region runs from base 1 to 4485 and encodes 1494 amino acids. Gene Ontology annotation, biological process: glucan catabolic process. The record is from RefSeq and is a predicted model, not a curated record. The transcript is spliced from 2 exons. Gene Ontology annotation, molecular function: hydrolase activity, hydrolyzing O-glycosyl compounds. Lineage: Eukaryota; Fungi; Ascomycota; Sordariomycetes; Magnaporthales; Magnaporthaceae.